UCCUGGAAUUGUCGGGCAACUUUUCCUGUUGUGCUGGCUCCGGUCUCGCUCAAUCAGCUCUGCGGUGGGAUUCAGGGGAAUGUCGGUCUCGGGAGUCACAGCCGUGCUUCCCAGCCUGCCGACGAUGCCUCCUCCGCUCUGGUGGAUGUGAUUUUUUUUCUCCCCGUUGUGGUCAAAGGUCUUCUUCCUUCUGCAGAAAUGAAUCGGCGGUGCGAAACGGGGCGGAAUCCAUCGAUAGCUGAGCGGCUUCCCUGGAUUUCGCUGCCCUCUCCUCUUAGUUUGGCUUGAAGAUGGAAACAUUGGAGUCGGAGCUGACAUGCCCAAUUUGUUUGGAGCUCUUUGAAGACCCGCUUCUCCUGCCUUGCGCUCACAGCCUUUGUUCCAACUGCGCCCACCGCAUCCUGGUGUCGCACUGCACCCCCAGCGAGCCCGUCCAGUCCAUCCGCGCCUUCCAGUGCCCCACCUGCCGCUAUGUCAUCAACCUCAACCAACGAGGCCUAGAGGGACUCAAGCGCAACGUCACCCUGCAGAACAUCAUCGACCGCUACCAGAAGGCUUCUCUCAGCGGACCCAACUCGCCCAGCCAGCCCCGGCGGGAGCGAGCAACCCCAGAAGGCGGCGCCAUGACGCAGCCUGGAGAUCGGGUGCAGUGUCAGUUCUGCGAGCAGGAACCGCCCCAUGAAGCCGUGAAGACCUGCGUUACCUGCGAGGUGUCCUACUGCGACGACUGCCUCAAGGCCACCCACCCCAACAAGAAGCCUUUCACGGGCCACCGCCUCGUGGAGCCCCUGCUGGACUCCCACAUGCGAGGGGUCAUGUGCGUGGAGCACGAGGACGAAAAGGUCAACAUGUACUGUUUGACGGACGAGCAGUUGAUUUGCGCCUUGUGCAAGCUGGUCGGACGACACAGGGACCACCAAGUCGCCGGUCUGGGAGACCGAUACGACAAACUCAAGCAUGCCUUGGACACCAACCUUAGCAAUCUCAUCAAGAGGACCAGUGAGUUGGAAACUCUGAUGGGCAAACUCAUCCAGACGUGCCAACACGUGGAGAUAAAUGCAUCCAGGCAAGAAAACAAGCUGCUGGAGGAGUGUGACCUCCUGAUCAAUAUCAUACAGCAGAGAAGGCAAAUCAUCGGUACCAAGAUAAAAGAGGGAAAGACGGUGCGCCUGAGGAAGCUGGCCCAGCAAAUCAGCAGCUGCAAGCAAUGCGUCGAGAGGUCCGCUUCGCUCAUCGCUCAGGCCGACCACACUUUGAAAGAGACCGACCCCUCUCGCUUCCUUCAGUCAGCCAAAAGUGUCUGCGAGAGAGUCUCCAUGGCAACGGCAUCCUCACAGAUCUUGCUACCGGAAAUAAACCUGAAUGACACAUUUGAUACUUUUGCUCUAGACUUCACAAAAGAGAAAAAAAUGUUAGAGAGUUUGGAUUAUCUCACAGCGCCAAAUCCGCCAGUAAUCCGUGAAGAAUUAUGCACGGCUUCGUACGACACCAUCACGGUUCACUGGACGUCAGAUGACGAAUUCACUGUCGUGUCCUACGAACUGCAGUACGCCAUCUUCACCAGCCACACCAAUGUUGUCAGUUUGUGCAAUUCCGCUGACAGCUGGAUGAUUGUCCCAAACAUCAAGCAAAAUCACUACACAGUGCACGGGCUCCAAUGUGGCACCAAGUACGUCUUCAUCGUCAAAGCCAUCAACCAGGCUGGAAACCGCAGCAGCGAACCGGGGAAGCUCAAGACCAACAGUCAACCGUUCAAGCUGGAUCCAAAGUCCGCUCACCGAAAAUUACGGGUGUCCCACGACAACCUGACUGUGGAGAGGGAUGAGGCGUCGUCCAAAAAGAGUCACGGCCAGGACCGCUUCAGCAGCAACAGCAGCUACGGCGUCACCGGCAAUGUUUACAUCGACAGCGGCCGCCAUUACUGGGAGGCUCUCAUAGGAGGAAGCACAUGGUUCGCAGUGGGUAUCGCCUACAAGUCGGCACCAAAACACGAGUGGGUGGGCAAGAACUCGGCCUCCUGGGUACUGUCCCGCUGUAACAACUCGUGGGUGGCCCGUCACAACAACAAGGAGAACCCCUUGGAGCCCUCGCCCCACCUUCGCCGACUCGGCGUCCUGCUCGACUACGACUCGGGAUUUUUGUCGUUCUACGACGCCGUGGGCUCUCAACACUUGCACACGUUUGACAUCCCCUUCGCACAGCCCGUCUGCCCCGUGUUCAACGUGUGGAACCGAUGUCUCACUAUCCUCACUGGACUGCCCAUCCCAGACCAUCUAGAGGGAAGCGAGUCGAGCAACUGACUCGCUGGACAUUUUUUGUGGACGUUUUGAUAGGCACAAUAAAUGACUGUUUGUUUCUCAUGCAAUCUUUUUAAUAAGUUUAACAAUUUGCGUUUCUGAAAUUAUUUUCAGGCAUUUUACUUUGCACAUGUAUGUACAUUAUUCUGCUGGAGCAUUUUUAAAGGGGAUACCUACUGUUUUAAAUGACUAAAAUAUUUUAAAUAGGCUGCAAUUUUUUUUACUUAAUCUUAAUUUGCGCAUUUGUAUCCAUGUGAUGGAAAAAUGUUUUUUGAGGAAUCAUCAUAGUUCGAACGUUGAGGGCUGUGUGAUAAAUCUCUAUUUUUCAGCACUUUGAGGAGGAAAAAAAAUGACUGUCACAAUAAAAUGUAUUUCUAAGUCAC
Syngnathus acus (greater pipefish) is the source of this 2680-nucleotide messenger RNA. It is a transcript of the gene mid1, whose product is annotated as midline 1. The transcript has 10 exons. Lineage: Eukaryota; Metazoa; Chordata; Actinopteri; Syngnathiformes; Syngnathidae. The record is from RefSeq and is a predicted model, not a curated record. The coding region runs from base 291 to 2300 and encodes 669 amino acids. Gene Ontology annotation, molecular function: zinc ion binding; protein binding.